UUCCAUAGACCCUUAAUGAUGAUUCAACACCUAACUCAGCCAUCACCCAGAAUAAUUCAACAAACAAUAUAGUAGACAUUGCCGGUGAAGAUUAACAUAAAAUAUGUUUACAAAUUUCUCCAUCUUGAAGUAACUACGCUCAAAGAUAGGCACAUCCAUGGACAGCUAUAUAUAUAUAUUAAUUAGUUCAUGUAAUCACAAAAAUAUACCUAUCAAAGUAACAUGGCCAUUCUUCCAUCCAUGCUUGUUAUUACAGAGCUUUUACUUUUACUGUCUCAAACUUCCUUUGCAACCGAUACCAUUACCCAAUCUACGCCACUGCCUGAUGAUGGCAGAACCUUGAUUUCCAAGGAUGGAAGCUUUGAGUUAGGUUUCUUCAGUCCAGGUAGCUCAUCAAACCGCUAUGUAGGCCUAUGGUACAAGAAUAUCCCAGUUAGAAGAGUUGUUUGGGUUCUCAACCGUGACAAUCCACUCAAAGAUAAUAACUCCGGCGAGUUGAUCAUAAGUAAAGAAGGAAAACUCCUGCUUCUCAACCAUAAUCAAUCUCUUGUUCUAUGGUCAACAAACACAAAGGCUUCGAGUCCUAUCGCGCAACUUUUGGACAGUGGAAAUCUAGUACUUAGAAAUGAAAUGGAAACAAGUUUUCUAUGGGAGAGUUUUGACUACCCUUGUGAUACAUUUAUGCCUGAAAUGAAGUUUGGACCUAACCUUAAAACCGGUCUUGAAAGACGUCUUACGUCAUGGAAAAGUUGGGAUGAUCCGUCGUCCGGAGACUUAAGUUACGCAAUGGUAGUUACUAACAAUCCUGAAGGCUUUAUGUGGAAGGGCUCAACGAAAUACAGCAGAACGGGACCAUUGACGGGUCCUCAGUCUACUGCAGUUGUUGGAAUAAAGAAAAAUCCACUUUAUGAUUACAAAACUGUCACCAAUGAAGAUGAAGUGUAUUAUAUGUACACACUCAAGAAUAAAUCUGUGAUCACCAUAGGAGUUGUGAACCAAACUCUUUCUGUUCGCCUCCGCGUCCUUUGGGUUCCUGAAUCAAAAACAUGGAAUGGUUACCAAUCUUUUCCACAGGAUAGUUGUGAUGUUUAUAAUGCAUGCGGUGAUAAUGGACGUUGCAUUAUUGAUGGAUCUCCAAUGUGUCAAUGUUUAGAUGGAUAUGAGCCGAAAUCACCCAAACAUUGGAAUGUGAUGGAUUGGACAAAAGGAUGUGUGCGAAGUGGAAAUUGGAGUUGUGGAGUCAAAGGAAGAGACGGAUUUCGGAAUUAUGUUGGGAUCAAAACUCCGGAUACUACAAAUUCUUGGAUUGAUGGAAAGAUGACAGUUGAAAAUUGUAAGGCCAAAUGCAUGGAGAAUUGUUCUUGCACAGCAUAUACAUACUUAAACUCACUUGGAGGAGGCACUGGUUGUUCUGUUUGGUUUGGAAAUCUAAAGGAUUUAAGAGUUUCUUUAACUGGACAAGAUCUAUAUGUUCGAACUCACGCUUCAGAUAUUGAUACUAAACAUGGUCAUGGAAAAAAGAGACUCUUGGCGGUUUCAAUCACAGUUUCGAUUGUGCUUGUGAUGAUAUUGGCAAUCUCUUAUGUUUAUGUAACCAAAACAAAGUACAAAGUGGACAAAGAAAAAAUCAUGUGGACACAAGAGAACAAUGAAGGUGUACUUGAAGAUUUUGAACUUCCUAUCUAUGAUUUUGCUACAAUAAACAAGGCUACAAAUAACUUCUCAAUCAACAAUAAGUUAGGAGAAGGUGGUUUUGGACCAGUAUAUAAGGCUACAUUGCAUGAUGGACAAGUGAUUGCAGUGAAAAGACUUUCUGGAAAUUCAGGACAAGGAUUAAAAGAAUUUAAAAAUGAAGUUAUAUUAUGUGCUAAAUUGCAGCAUCGAAAUCUUGUUAAGGUUCUUGGUUGCUGCAUUGAAGGAGAGGAAAAAAUGCUUCUUUAUGAAUACAUGCCAAAUAAAAGUCUCGAUUAUUUUAUUUUUGAUACAAUUCAAAGUAAGUUAUUAGAUUGGUCUAUGCGCUUUAACAUCUUGAAUGCGACUGCUCGAGGAAUUCUUUAUCUUCACCAAGAUUCUAGAUUAAGGAUCAUACAUAGGGAUCUCAAAGCGAGUAAUAUCUUACUAGACGGUGACAUGAAUCCAAAAGUUUCAGAUUUUGGAAUGGCUAGAAUGUGUGGAGGUGAUCAAGUAGAAGGAAAAACAAGGAGAAUAGUUGGCACGUAUGGUUAUAUGUCCCCUGAAUACAUUAUUCAUGGACAUUUUUCUAUAAAAUCAGAUGUCUUCAGUUUUGGAGUAUUGAUGUUAGAAAUUAUAUGUGGAAAGAAAAAUGGAACAGUAAAGCACUAUGAAAAGGAUCACAAUCUUAUAUGGCAUGCAUGGAGAUUGUGGAAAGAAGGCAUUCCAAAUGAGUUGAUUGAAGAUGGUUUGAGAGACUCGUGUAUUUUACCUCAAGUUUUACGUUGCAUUCAAAUUGGUCUCCUAUGUGUGCAACAUUUUCCUGAUGAUAGGCCAGACAUGAUUUCUGUAGUAAUGAUGUUAGGUAGUGAAAUUACUUUACCUCAACCUAACGAACCUGGUUUCUUGGCUCAAAAUGUAGUCAUUGAAGGAAAAACAUCUUCCACGAAUGGAGUAACUAUGUCUCUAUUAACCGCAAGAUAGAUAAAUUAGUCUAUUUAUUACCUUGUGAGGUAUAUUAUGUAACGUGUCAUUGUAAGUCUACAUUCUUGGUAUGUG
Vicia villosa (hairy vetch) is the source of this 2730-nucleotide messenger RNA. RefSeq names its product G-type lectin S-receptor-like serine/threonine-protein kinase At4g27290. The coding region runs from base 223 to 2655 and encodes 810 amino acids. The transcript is spliced from 7 exons. Lineage: Eukaryota; Viridiplantae; Streptophyta; Magnoliopsida; Fabales; Fabaceae. The record is from RefSeq and is a predicted model, not a curated record. Gene Ontology annotation, biological process: protein phosphorylation; recognition of pollen. Gene Ontology annotation, molecular function: protein serine/threonine kinase activity; ATP binding.